AUGUCAGAUUCAGAGGGAGGUCUAGCUUCCGAAGUUGAACAUGAGAAGCGGUCAAGAUCUACUAGCAACAGACCCAAUUAUGCAAUUGAUACUGAGGAUUUAGAUAUUGAUGAAAAUGAUGAGAAUGAAGAUGAUGAUUACAGAGAAGAAGAAGCCAAUGAGGGAGUGAAUGAAGAAGAAAUAAGUGAUGAGGAGGAACAGAUAAAUAAAAGCGGAAGAAACAAAAGGAGGCACGUGGACGAAGAAGAGGAUUUGUCAGAGGAUAAAGGCGUUACUAGAUCUAGAAACCGUUCAAAGUUCAAAAAACCAGUAUUUCCCGGAAUCGAUGAUGCUGAGGAGAACUUAAAUCCUUUGAAAGUGGUCAAUGAAGAAUAUGUUCUACCAGAUGAUCCUGAAGGUGAGACGAAGAUAACUGCAGAUGGUGAUCUAUUAGGAGGCAGAGAAUUUUUAGUGCGCACCUUCACAUUAACUGAGAAGGGGAAUCGAAAGUUUAUGCUGGCCACCGAACCGGCUAGGAUAGUGGGUUUUAGAGAUUCAUAUUUAUUUUUUCAAACUCACCCCAACCUUUAUAAGUUCAUUCUGAAUCAAACUCAAAAGAACGACUUGAUAGACCGUGGCGUUUUACCUUAUUCAUAUAGAAAUAGACAAAUCGCUCUAGUCACCGCUAGAGGCGUGUUUAAAGAAUUUGGUGCUAAAAUCAUUCGUGGCGGCAAACAUAUAACCGAUGAUUAUUAUGCUUCUGAAUUAAGAACAAAGGGAAAUGUAAUUGAAGGAAAACUUGCUGGUGAUCCUAUUGAUAAAUCCGCAAGGGCCUUAGAAACCAUGAUGUAUCCUGCUUCCGAGAAUGGCAUAAACCCUGCAAAAAACCAGGUGGAAUUCUUUGAACACAGGCCACAUGGUCACAUGAGUAAUUCUAAUAUUAUUGCAUCAGGUAGUAAGCUGAGCUCUACAAAUUGGCUCUAUCAGCAUUCUGCUGCGUGUAGUAGAUUUAAUAGCGAUUUGUUUUAUGAUAGAGUGAAGGUUCUUCUUGUAGAUCAACAAGGCUUGAGAGAUGCAUACACAAAUAUAUUACACAUACCAGAAUCCACACAGUCAACCACUGUUUUAGGAUGGAGGAGAUCAAAAAACGAUAGUCCCAGCGACACAAGCAUUGUGUAUGAGACCGUUAUACACGAUAACGAUUUGAAUAAACCGAAAACGGGACUGUCGGAAAUCCCGAAAGAGAUCUAUGAAGACGUUGUUGAUGAAGACGUUUUAAGGGCUAUCACCGAACAACAAAAUUUCGAAAAAUGCAACGAAUAUAUUUAG
Molecule: messenger RNA, 1308 nt
Organism: Saccharomyces cerevisiae S288C
Lineage: Eukaryota; Fungi; Ascomycota; Saccharomycetes; Saccharomycetales; Saccharomycetaceae
Gene: NPL6
Product: Npl6p
Exons: 1
Coding region: 1-1308 (435 amino acids)
Biological process (GO): chromatin organization
Cellular component (GO): nucleus
Source: RefSeq, marked reviewed